AUAAUGACAUAAGAGAGAGGAAGUGAUAAGAAAUAAAAUAAUAUUUGCUUUAUCAGAGGAGGGAACGAGCUAGAUGAUAAUUUAAACGAAUGGAAUUUGGCUGAAAGUGGUUUUGGGAGAUAAUCAUUUUAAAGGAAUUCAUAAGCACCAAGAAUGUAAUACUUAAUGGAUAGAGAAAGUUAAUAAAAGCAAUAGGAUGAAGAGUUCGUAGAAAAAAAGUAAUUAUUAGAUUUUUAAUAUAGAUCAUUGAUGAGUCUGGAAGACCAAAUGUUAUAAAAGUAAUCUAUCUAAUCGUUUUAAUCAAGAGGAUCUAAUUUUAAUUUAUUUAAUCGAUUUUCUGGAUAUAACAUGAAUGAUUAAUAACCUAAAAAUAGUUUAACAUUUAGUUAAACAUUUGAAUAAUAAUAAAAAUUCAGUUUGGAAAAAAGUGAGAAGAGCGAAAAAAGUGAAAAGAGUGAAAAGCAAAGUCUUGAACAAAGAAACUCCUCAUUCAGACCAUCUAAUAUAUCAAAUAGAAAAUCAAAAGAAAAUGAAUUAGAAAUCGUGUUUGAAUGGUAAGACGAAUCAAAUAAUCAAAAUGCAAUAGAAGAUUUGAUUAACAAAUUAACUUUGGAGAAAUAAUGUGAAAUCAUCCCUGAUCGAUUAUCGUUAAUACCACUGUCUAAAUAAGGGUGUAUUUGUAAAAAGACAUAAUGUCUGAAAUUUUAUUGUUAAUGUUUCCAAUAAGGUAAAUUUUGUGGAGAGACUUGUGAAUGUCUGGAUUGCUGUAAUAAUGAAUAGAAUAAAGAGUUAAUUGAAUAGACAAGAAGUCAAAUAAACAGAAAUCUAAAUGAUGAAGUUAAAUGCUUUUGCAAAAAAAGUAAAUGCUUAAAAAAAUACUGUGAAUGUUAUAAUGCAGGGAAAAAAUGUGGGGUUGAUUGCAAAUGUGAAGGCUGUAUGAAUUACGAAAUUAAUCUGCAUGAGGCACAAAGAUUAAGUGAAUUUUAAAUAUAAUAAUAAAAGAGAGUGUAAUUAUCAUGA
Paramecium octaurelia is the source of this 1020-nucleotide messenger RNA. NCBI's taxonomy places the organism in Eukaryota, Ciliophora, Oligohymenophorea, Peniculida, Parameciidae. The record is from the annotation of a GenBank genome assembly.